This is a messenger RNA of Entamoeba invadens IP1, 639 nucleotides long. RefSeq lists its product as hypothetical. The coding region runs from base 1 to 639 and encodes 212 amino acids. The transcript has 2 exons. NCBI's taxonomy places the organism in Eukaryota, Evosea, Mastigamoebida, Endamoebidae. The record is from RefSeq and is a predicted model, not a curated record.
AUGUUUUGUGUGCCAGAAACACUCACUUUAUUGCCACAAUAUUGUUUCCAUGGAUGUAGCAAAUUAAGUGGAUUUUCGUUUCCUGGCCAUUUGAAGUCGAUUGGUGAUUUUUGUUUCCAAGAUUGUUCAUCGUUAAAAUCAAUUGUAAUACCCGACUGUGAAUGUUUUAUUGGCGAAAAGGGAUUUGAUCAUUGCAUCAAAUUGACUUCAUGUGAUAUUGGUGGAAAAAUUAACAGUAUAUAUGAUUUGUGUUUUAAUUGUUGUUCUUGUCUUGUCUCAGUUGAUAUCCCAAACACUGUUACCAACAUCGGAAAGUCUUGUUUUCGCGAGUGUCACAUGUUAAAGAAUAUAACUCUUCCUCAUCAAUUGCAAGCAAUACCCCAUCAAUGUUUCUUCAAUUGUUUUGAAUUAGAAAAAGUUGUUAUACCCAAGAACGUCAGUGCAUUGGGGUCUUGCGCUUUUAGUCGAUGUAUCAAAAUACAAACAAUUGUAAUACCAAGUCGUGUAAAGUCGAUUGGAUAUGACUGUUUUUAUGGGUGUCAAUCUCUGGAAAUUACCAUUCCAAGCACAGUCACAUUCACUGAUAAGUAUUGUUUUAAAAAGUGUAAAAAAGUAAUCAAAGAAAAUAAAAAUAAAUAA